CGUGGAACCAGACCAUCCGUCUCAACGUGCCGUCCGAGCAGAUCCCCGGGUCCCACCUGGUGAUGAGCGUGGCGGAUUCCCCCGGGUUCCCGUUUGCGCUGGCGUGGAUGCCCCUGUGGGAUAACCAAGCGUUCAUCCGGGAUGGCCCGCACUCGCUGCUGCUGCACGCGUACGACAAGCUCACCUCGAACGUGGAGAACGGCAAGGGGGCCUACCUGGGCCUCCCGUGGAGUUCGUUGGGUAAGAACGAGUCGACCAAGGACGAGGCGGUCACGGGCCCAUUGGCCACGCUGCGCCUGGACACGCACCUGUGCAGCACGGAGUAUUCGCAGGACCAGGUCAUCCUGAGCCUGCUGAACUUCCGGGAACGGCCGGUCGACGAGGUUCUCGACACCUUGAAGCGGGUCCUCUUCGUGCCGGAGAUCGAGAUCGUCAAGCAGCUCAGUGGCGUGUUCGACGCGCUGUUCGGCAUCUUGGUGGAGAACGCCGGGAACGAGGAGUACGAGGAUCUGAUCUUCCACAAUCUCGUGACGGUUCUGGGUAUUGUGCACGAUCGACGGUUCAAUCUGGGCCCGUUGGUGGACCACUACGCCGGCAACCAAUUCAACUUCCCCUUCGCGACGCCCUGCCUCGUCCGCAGCUACCUGCGUCUGCUCCAGUCGAGCUCCGAACCCAACCAGUCGCGGAAUCUCCGCGCCACCUUCAAGGUGGGCCGGCACGUCCUCAAGUUCAUCAUCAAUGCCCGACAGCAGCAGCAAGCCAAGGAAGAAGGGAUCGGGAUCACGCGCGUCCAGUCCACCUUCAACCGCGACCUGCAUUCGAUCUUCAAGGCGCUGGAGGAGCUCAUGAAGAACCCCUCGCCCGCCAUGGUCGGCAGCAAGACCUUGGUGGUCCAGCACUUCCACACGUGGCUCCCGGAACUCACCAAGGUUCUCCCCAAGGACGAGAUGGUCAUGAUCGCGUUCAGCUUCAUGGACGCGUGCAAGGACGUCAAGGGGAUGCUCAUCCUGUACAAGCUGGUCCUGAUCCAGCACUACACCCGCCUGGACAUUUUCGACUCGGGGUCGGAGCGGCAGGGCUUGAUCUCCAGCUGCGUCGGCUGGCUGGCCCCCUACUGGGGUGGGAUGAAUUCGGUGUCCGACCUGUACCGCGAUCAGGUCCGGCUGAACUGUGCCAUCGUUGCGGAGCUGCUGAAGGAGCCGGACCCGCAGCUGUACGAGUUCAUGCCCAGCAUUGUGUCUUCCUACUACUCGAUCAUCCCGGAGGGCGUGGACGACACCGAUUAUCUCUCGCUUCUCUUCAGCAAGACGUUCCCCUUCCACAUGAAGCCCUCGAAAACCGCGCAGAAAGUAGACGAGGCUUUAGUGGAACUGUCUGCCGUCCUGGCUGCCGUCGCGGCAGUCCCUCAUCCCAAACGGCCGCGACUGAAAGGCCUGGACCUGUCGUCCUUCCUCAACCAGGCAUUUGAGGUGCACACGUCGAUUCUCAACUGCGAGCCUUACCCCGAGAGCUGGCUCAGUGCUCACAUAUACAAUCACCGGGCCACCGUCAAGAGUCUGGAGUUCCUGGCCACCAUUAUGAUGGACAAGUUCCUCCCGGGACCCGAUGAUGCGGAGUCGUUUGACACCCGAAUGUGGGAGAACCUCUUCCUGACCCUGCUGAAGGUUGUCUCCAGCAACGUUCUCGCCCUCGAAACCUUCCCCGAGCAACGACGCCGUGCGAUCUGGAAGAUCGCCGGAGACGUCCGAGAACAGGGUGCGGCCCUGCUGCGCGCCAGCUGGGAGGCCAUCGGCUGGGAGACCACGGACGAGGAGCAGGAACGCUUCGGGCUGGAACGAUUUGGCGGCUACCAAGUGCAGUAUGUGCCCGGUCUCGUGGCUCCUAUCAUCGAGCUCUGCCUCAGUGUCCACGAAGGCUUGCGCCAUGUGGCGGUGGAGAUCCUGCGGACGAUGAUCCUGAGCGAGUGGACCCUCAACCAGGAGCUGUCCAUCAUCGAGACCGAGAUCAUCUCCAGCCUCGACAACCUCUUCAAGUCGAAAAAUAUGAGCGAGUUCGGCGUCCAGAAGCUCUUCAUCGGGGAGCUGCUCGAAUACUUCGAAGCCUGCGAGGCCUUCGAUCCGGAACUCACCAAUGCCGUCAAGGGCCUCAUCGGCACCGUCGACGAACUUCUCGAUCUGUUUGUGGCGUCGCAGAGCGGUUCCAUGGCCGAGAACAUGCACACGCUCCGGCUGAUGGAGUACAUGAAGGACAUGGGCCGGGAAGAUAUCUUCAUCCGUUACGUCCAUGAGCUGGCCGAGGUGCAGGCAGCGCAGAGCAACUCCACCGAGGCCGGUCUUGCCCUCCAAUUCCAUGCCGACCUGUAUGAGUGGGAUCCGAAGUCCUCGGUCCCACAGCUUCUCAGCCCUAGUUUCCCCGAACAGACCGCCUUUGAGCGGAAAGAGACCCUGUACUUCGCCGUGAUCCAGCAUUUCGAGGACGCCAAAGCCUGGACGCAUGCCCUUGCUUGCUACAAAGAGCUGGCGCUACAGUAUGAGGAGACGGUGAUGGACUUUAUGAAGCUGUCGCGGGCUCAGGGCUCAAUGGCCAAGAUCAACGAACGCAUCGCCAAGGAGGAGAAACAGUUCGCACGAUUUUUCCGCGUUAUCUACAAAGGUCUAGGCUUCCCGCCGACGUUGCGCGACAAGGAGUUUAUCCUGGAAUGCUCCCCGACCGAGCGGAUGGCCACUUUCGUCGACCGGAUGCAACGGGACCAUCCGGCGGCUCAGAUUGUGUCUCCCGGGGACGUGCAUGAUUAUGAGGGCCAGUAUCUGACCAUCACUCCUGUCUCCGCUUAUCGAGACAUGAGCCAUCCUGUGUAUCAACGGUCCAAGGUUCCAUCGGGCGUCCGGGACCAUCUCCUGAUCUCCGAGCCUUGCCGCUUCACGUCGACCCUGAAGAGACAUGUUCGCAACCCCAACGUGCAAGAGCAAUGGGUGGAGAAGGUCAUCUACACCACAGCGGAGCCUUUCCCGAAUAUCCUGCGCCGGAGUGAGAUUGUCACGGUUGACACCGUCGCCUUAACACCCCUGCAAACCGCGGUCGAACGGACCUGGCGCAAGACCCAGGAAUUGUGCUUGCUGCAACGGCGGGCCGUGUACGGGGAAGACUCCAGCUUGGUGGGCCUCACGGAGGCGCUGGAGCAGUUUCUCGACACCCAGUCUUCCUCCCCAAGCUGUGUCGCUCUUUACCGCGAAUUCCUAGCAGACGAGGACCCCGAGGGCAGUGAGGGGACACCCACACCCGUGGACCCCAUGAAGAACGCCCUUGCCGUGGGACUGAUUGACCACGCUUUGGCGAUCAAGCAGUCUCUCGCCUUGUACAACCGUCCGGCACACCAGGCCACGCAAGCGGAGCUGCAGCGCCGCUUCGAGGAAGUGUUUGCCUCGGAGCUAGCCUCGCUCAGCUCUCUGGUGCUCGAGCCUCUGCAAUUCCCCGUACGCCGGUCCCUCAGCACCAAGACGGACCGCAAGCCGCGUCAGCGGGCUACCAGCCCCGAGGAGGAGUUGAUCCGGACCCAGAAAACCGUCAAGAGCAAACAUCCCGAUAAGCAGUCUGUGAGCCACCGGAUCAGCAUCAUCAAUCCAUUCAAGCGCCACGGGGCCAGCAACUCGGUAGCCACGAUCCAGGGCGAGUCGCGGCGGCGACGUUCCAACAGCCGGGUUAACGGCGAGGACCGGGAUGACGAUGCCGCUACGGUUCACAGCCAAACGACCACUCGCUCGCGGGACACUCACGGCAAGCGGCGCAGUCUCUUCGGGGAUUUCGGAGAAAAACUCCACCGCCAUACAUCCCACCGAUCGAACCGAUCGAUGGGCGCAGGUGAAUCCGUCGCGGACGGGACAACGACGCAGGAAAAGCGACGGUCCCGCAGCGCGUCUCGAAGCGCGGCCGCCAAGUCUCUCGAGAACAUCGGGCGGAGCAACUCUCAGCGCCAUGUGAACGGGGUGUCGAACCAUCGCGACCAACCGGCCGUGACUAGCCCUCGAAAUGGGGCAACAGCAGGAGGAGGUAGUGGUGGUGGGUGGUCGGCGAUUCCCCCGAUCACGGACCCUCCGCGGCCGGUGACGCAGAGCAGCAUGCAUUCCAUCAAGAGCCCCGAGAUACGCAGUCCCAGCAGCCUGUCGCAGGGACCUAUGAGUCCGACUGGGGUGCGGGAUUCGGUCCGGAAGAGGCUCAGUGUUUUCAAAGGCGUUGGACGAAAGAACAGCCGACUUGAGUUUCGGGACUCGCGUGCUAUGACCGUCCAUGAGGAGUGAUCUUUCUUUACUUACAUUUCCCUCCCCGUCUACUUUCCUAUCUCCAUCUACACCCUAUCUAUCUUGUAAUGUCUGGACAUUAAUGAGUGCUGUCUUUCUUUCUUUUCUUUUCUUUUCUUUGAUCUUUUACUCUUUUUCAUCUUGUCUUCUUACUGGUUGGAUAUAAGCCGUGUUGAGCUU
Aspergillus candidus is the source of this 4475-nucleotide messenger RNA. RefSeq names its product guanine nucleotide exchange factor DCK1. Gene Ontology annotation, biological process: small GTPase-mediated signal transduction. NCBI's taxonomy places the organism in Eukaryota, Fungi, Ascomycota, Eurotiomycetes, Eurotiales, Aspergillaceae. Gene Ontology annotation, cellular component: plasma membrane; cytoplasm. The transcript has a single exon. The record is from RefSeq and is a predicted model, not a curated record. The coding region runs from base 63 to 4295 and encodes 1410 amino acids. Gene Ontology annotation, molecular function: guanyl-nucleotide exchange factor activity; small GTPase binding.